AUGUCUGAUCAUCACAGAAAUGAUGGCUACCAUUAUGGUACUAACUCUUUUUACCAUGAUUACAUGGGGACGGGAGGGAGUACUAGUACAUUUCCCUUUUUCGGUGGUGGUAACUCCUUGAUGUAUAAUCAACCAUCUGCAUCACAAAACUUAGCUGGAUCAUCAUCCGCGUACGAUCCCACCUCUUACAUGAGCUUCACUGAUUGUUUACAAGGAACAGCAGCAGAUUACAACAAUCUAUCGGGGGCUUUCGAUAUGUCUUGCAAUUCAUUGCCUGAUCAAUCUGUUUGUCCGGUAGAUAAUUCAUCAUCAGACAAAAAUACUACUUCUCUAGGAGAGGCUGCAGCUGGUGCUGCCACUACCAGUGCUGAAAAUCCCAGAACGCCGGUUUCUUCCUUGUCAUGUUCUUCAAAUGAGACUGGUGUAGAAGAGGAGUCUUCAAAAAGCAACACCACUGAUUUGCAGACAAAAGGGAGUGAAGAUAGGGAUGACAAGUCUAAGAAAUUGAACAAACCAAAAAAGAAAGGGGAAAAAAAGCCAAGAGAACCGCGAUUCGCGUUCUUGACAAAGAGUGACAUUGAUCAUCUUGAAGAUGGAUACAGGUGGCGAAAGUAUGGACAGAAAGCAGUCAAGAAUAGCCCUUUUCCAAGGAGUUACUAUAGAUGCACAAGUCAGAAAUGCAUUGUGAAGAAACGAGUUGAGAGAUCCUUUCAAGAUCCAACAAUAGUGAUAACUACAUAUGAAGGCCAGCAUAACCAUCACUGUCCAGCCACACUCAGAGGAAAUGCGGCCGCAAUGUUGUCACCUUCUUUUUUAUCGUCAAAUUCAGCAUCAUUGCCUACUUUUCCUCCAGAGUUCAUAACUCAUAUGCUUCCCUCAACUAGUAGAAACUACCAAAAUCCCCCUUACUAUCAAAACUUCAAUCCUCAGGAUCAGCAAUUCCAGCUUCCGCAUGAUUAUACAAACUUUUUUCAAGACAUGAACCCUUCAUUCAUGCACAAACCUGAGCCCUGAGAGCGUGCUUCUAUCAGUCAAUCAGAAACCCUCUUCAAUUCUUUAUUGGAGUUGAGUUUAUGUUUAUCAACUACUGAAGUUAGGAGCUACUUUACCUGAGUAUGGAUCACUUGAUGGCAUUGAGUGCAAGUUUCUGACUUGUUGAAAUGAGUAUGGGGUGGUUCUUGGUGGCCAAUGUCCUACUCCAUAAUUAUUCCAUAAAGAUGGAUGGCAGCCUUUUACUUCAGUUAAUCAAAGGCUUCCAAUAUAGGUGAAGGGAACUUAAAUGGGAGCAAUGGACAGUUAGAGAAUCAGGAUUUCUCUUGUUUCAACAAAAGGGGUUUGUGCCAAACUUAGUUGAAUUCAAGGCCUUACUUGUUCAUAUUCAACAAAGAGAAAACAAGGCCUUUGUUCAGUACUGCAGCUUAUGAAGAGGUGAUAAUUAAUGUCCCAAGUAAUAUUCAUUUGAUUUAAUGAUUUUCUAAGUUUUGAUGUUUAAUGUUUUUCUGUUAUCCUAAGUUCUGUAUAGUGUUAGAUUGACGUAAAUCUAUUUGUAGCCUAAUAUUGUCAUAUCGUUGCCAUUAUUUUCUGUGUGGAUUAAUCUUGUUACUA
Molecule: messenger RNA, 1605 nt
Organism: Coffea eugenioides
Lineage: Eukaryota; Viridiplantae; Streptophyta; Magnoliopsida; Gentianales; Rubiaceae
Product: WRKY transcription factor 71-like
Exons: 3
Coding region: 1-1014 (337 amino acids)
Biological process (GO): regulation of DNA-templated transcription
Molecular function (GO): DNA-binding transcription factor activity; sequence-specific DNA binding
Source: RefSeq, a predicted model, not a curated record